Messenger RNA from Cydia fagiglandana, 4272 nucleotides. RefSeq names its product transcription termination factor 2 (gene lds). The transcript is spliced from 22 exons. Gene Ontology annotation, biological process: DNA repair. The record is from RefSeq and is a predicted model, not a curated record. Lineage: Eukaryota; Metazoa; Arthropoda; Insecta; Lepidoptera; Tortricidae. Gene Ontology annotation, cellular component: nucleus. Gene Ontology annotation, molecular function: ATP-dependent chromatin remodeler activity; ATP binding. Bases 50 to 3862 code for a protein of 1270 amino acids.
UUUGGGUUAAUAAAUAAGAUAGAUAAAAUAACAAAUCCGGGUCACAAAAAUGGAGAAUUCAUUUUUUGAAUACCGAGAUAAGUCGGGAGUGGAAGUAGAAAGUGAUUCAGAUACUGACAUUAUCGAAGAAAGUUUUCUCGAAGACUUGAUGCCAAAAACUCCAAUGAAAACUCCCAUGCGAAAUAACCCCACGGUUGUACCUGAUUCAGAGGAAUCUCUUGUUUACGAUGGAUCGGAAGAUGAAAAAGACACCCCUAGGGCUCCCAAAAAUGUCGUAGGAAGCAGUGAUGAUGAUGCAUCGGAAGAUGAAAAAGACACCUCUCAGGCUCCCAAAAAUGUUGUAGGGAGCAGUGAUGAUGACGGAUCGGAAGAUGAAAAAGACUCCCCUCAGGCUCCCAAAAAUGGUGUAGGGAGCAGUGAUGAUGAGGAGGUCUCACCAGAACUGGUACCCCGACGUCGCCCACCUCCCCGCCCGAAAUCCCUGAACACCACAACCGACUCCCCCAUCAUCCGGAGAGUCAAGAAGCGCAUGGUCCUCGACUCCGACUCUGACAAUUCCAUAAUCAUCGAGAAAGCCGAGAGAAAUAAAGUGAAAUGUCUGAAAGAUACGCCAUUAAAAAUUGACGGUGGGAAUAAAGAUGGUAAAAUAAAUGAGAGUGAAGAAAGUGGCGACGAUCCUAUGGGUGAUAGUGAAAGUGAUGAUGAUGGCGUCAAAGGUGAUGAGGAAACAGCUGAUGACAAUAAUGAAGAAGAUGAUGAUGGUCCCAACGAGGACCUGAUGGUUAUGUCGCGCGCGACAAGAAUGAGUAUUAUAGGAAUAAUACCAAAAGAUAACGAUAGUGACGAGUCGGACUUUAUCGAGUCUGACGAGAGCGUAAAACGUAGCAUCGCAGGCUCAAUAGAAAGCUUAACCGACCUACCUUCUGACAUCCCAACAAGCAGGAUACCUUUGGCUGAAUCCACCCGGCGAGUCACAGAAAUGAACCUAUCACCUCUUCAAGAAACAGGUCUUGACAGCGACUCAGAAAUCUCAGAAUUACCGGAAGUCAAUAUAACCACCCGGACACCAAAUAAGCCUAAAACACCAAAACCUUUGACACCAGCAAAAGCGUUAGAAGAUUCAGACAAAAAUGAUGAUUCCGUGUUAACCUGCUCACCAAUACAGAGCCCUUUGCGUGAUGUUACUGCAGAUUUUAACAACUCUCCAAAAAUGCGUAAAGAAACUCUUAAAGACAAAGUUUUAAAUAAUUUACUAGCAAACGAUAACAAAACUUAUUACGACGGAGAAGUUACAGUAGUUGACGAUGGUUUUGCGAAACCAAAAAGUAAAAUGACUAAGAAUAUUUACUAUGACGGUGAAGUGACAGUUGUGGAGGAAACUAGGAAAGCGGGGAAGGAGAAUGUUUGUGAAGAUGAAGAUGGGGCGGGGAAAGAAAAUGUAUGUGAAGAUGAGGAUGUGGCUGUGAUAGAAUCAGUGCCUGAGGUCAUCAUGCUGAGCAGUGACGAGGAGGAUGAGUUGUCCGUCCCAAAGGCCGCCAAAAACUCUUCCCCAAAGACCAAAACCUCUCCGAAGCCGAAGUCAGAGAAGCGCGACAACACCAUCAAACAGUACCUGCCUCCGCCCAGCUACCCAAACCAAGUGGUGUACGUGCAAAAACAUGUGCUGGACAACGAGCUUAGCAAACUCAAUGGCAUGCAAGCUGACUUGCAAAACAUCAGGCACCUCCUGGACAACAUGGACGUGAGCACACUCCCCGACGGCGGUUCCAGGCUUAUCACUCGUCUCACCGAACUAGAGGCGGCCGUGCGCCAGCAAGGCGACAGGGUCGGCAAUAUGGUGGUCGAGCCUUCUCAACCCACACCGGCUGAUAUAGCGAGGGAUGGAUACGACCAGGGACUGUCCUGGGACGAUCUGCAGAAGGCCAGCAACGCUGUGCAGCCCAGGAUGUUUGGCAAGCAGGCGAUGUCAACCCAUCUUGCGGAGCGCAACCUGAUCCUCGAGCGUCUCCGCGACCUCCACUCAGCAUUAGACACGCGACCAGGCGAGGAGAAACAAGCGCCGGCGCCGGCUGCCAUGAAAACUGAACUCAUGCCGCAUCAGAAACACGCGCUGGCUUGGUUGCGGUGGCGCGAAGGGCUAAAUCCGCAUGGCGGGAUCCUUGCGGACGACAUGGGUCUCGGCAAGACCAUCACAAUGAUCUCCCUGAUCGCGGGCGACCGGGAGAUCGCUGAUGAUGGGGAGGAAUCCGACGAUGAUGAUGAUAGGCCCAGGGGCAAACUAACAAAAGGCGGGACGCUGGUAGUAUGCCCGGCAUCUCUCAUGACCCAGUGGGAAGGAGAGGUGAAGAAGCACUGUCUCCCUCACCGAGUGACGACGGUUUUACAUCAUGGAGCUUCAAGAGCCCAGCAGCCUCAACGACUCGCGCACACGGAUAUAGUGAUGACUACUUACAACAUACUGCAGAGGGAUAGCGAGAAGAACGGAGUCCUGAUGCGCAUAUCGUGGCGGCGCGUGAUCCUGGACGAGGCGCACAUGGUGCGCAACCACAAGAGCGCCACCUCGCGCGCCGUGUGCGGCCUGCGCGCGCGCCGCCGCUGGGCGCUCACCGGCACGCCGCUGCACAACAAGGAUUUAGAUCUGUUCGCUCUGCUCAAGUUCCUGCGGUGUACGCCCUUCGAUGAUCUCGCCAUGUGGAAGAAAUGGAUCGAUAACAGAAGCGCGGGCGGGCAGGAGCGGCUGAGCACCAUCAUGCGCUGCAUCAUGCUGAGGAGGACCAAGGUGCAGCUGCAAGCUAAAGGACAACUCAAGGACCUGCCGGAGCGAACCGCGCACCAAUGCCACGUGACGCUCACUAAAGAAGAGAUGAACGUCUAUCAGAAAGUGCUGGUGUUUUCGAAGACUCUUUUCGCUCAGUUCCUUCACCAGCGCGCAGAAAAGGACGCCGACGGCGGUUUUAUGCCAAGAGGGGGACAGAAGGAUACCGCCUACUACGAGAUGCACAAAAGGAUGAUUGCACUUCAAGGAGCAAAGCCAGUGAAAGCCCACGAGAUCUUGGUCCUGCUUCUGCGGCUCCGUCAAGUGUGCUGCCACUGCGGCCUGAUCGCCGCCAUGUUGGACGGGGAUGACACCGGCGCCAUCGAGGAGGACGAGGGCGGCAAGGACCUGCUGGCCGAGCUGAACAAGCUGACCUUGGAGGACGCUAAUAAGAGCCGUGAUAAAGCGAACGACUCUACAACAGCGCCAGAGGAAGAAGGCACGACGGCAGCCGAGGCCAUUCGCUCCGUACUGUCUCCGAAUAACCCCGUGUUCCAACUUACCAUGCGCUCCUCUAAGAUCGAAGCUGUCAUGGACUGUCUUAAGAAAAAUGUGCUGGUCAAUAAAGGUGAAAAAGCAGUAGUGGUGUCCCAGUGGACGUCGGUGCUGAGCCUCGUGGAGGCAGAAUUAAAGCAGGAGCGCGUGAAGAGCGUCACCCUGAGCGGAACCGUGCCCGUGCCGGCGCGAGCGGCGCUCGUCAACGCCAUCAAUGACCCCAAGUCCGACGUCCGGAUAAUGCUCCUCUCCCUGUGCGCCGGCGGCGUGGGUCUCAACCUGUGCGGAGCGUCACACCUCCUCCUGCUGGACCCGCACUGGAACCCGCAGCUGGAGGAGCAGGCGCAGGACAGGAUCUACCGCGUCGGCCAGACCCGCCCCGUACACGUAUACAGAUUCAUGUGUGUGGACACGGUAGAACAGAGCAUCCGGAAGCUCCAGGACGCCAAAUUAGAAAUGGCCGCCAACGUGCUCACCGGCGCCCGGCACACCAGCGCCUCCAAGCUGAGCAUCGAGGACCUGAAAGUGCUUUUCAACAUGGGACAACAGUAAUAUUAAGCUCCAGUUUUCCUGAAUAUACAUACUUAUAUUAUAAAUGCGAAAGUGUGUCCGUCUGUCUGUUAGUGUUAACACUUCACGCUUAAACCGAUUUAGAUGAAAUUUGUCAUAGAGAUUGAGUACCGGGGAAAGACAAAGAAAAGUUUUCAUGGCGGAAGUCUUCUCUAAGGAGAGUGAAGGGGGAAGGUAAGUCGCCAAUAGAGGGGUUGGCCCCAUAGUAAAAGUUGCUCAAUAUAAUCCCAAAACCUCCCUGGCAACGGGAAUGCACUUAUUUUUUGGCCAACCUGUAUAUAUCGUUGGCAGAUAUCUCGUAAAUUCAAUGUUUGAUAGUAGGAAUUUAUGGUAAAUAAUUAUGCUUGGUAAUACUUUUUAUGUUUAACACAAGAUGCAUUGAAUUUUAUGUA